AUGGGACCAGCUGCUGCAGGUAGCAAUACUUGGCUCAGCGACUUAACCGUACUGAAAUCAGCUUACCUCUCCCAAACAGAGGCUCAGAAACCUCAGCGGACCCAGACGAAGCGGGCGAUAGGGCACUACAUUUUGGGGAAAACGAUCGGUGAAGGAACUUUCGGGAAAGUGAAAUUGGGAACGCACAUUCUCACUGGGGAAAAGGUUGCUAUCAAGAUUCUAGAGAAGGAAAAGAUCAUUGAUAUCAGCGAUGUUGAACGGGUCUCUCGGGAAAUCAAAAUACUCAAGCUCAUACGGCAUCCACACAUAGUGCAGCUGUAUGAAAUCAUCGAGACCCAUCGGCAGCUUUAUCUCAUCAUGGAGUAUGCGCCAGGUGGGGAGUUGUUCGAUUAUAUAGUGGACAAUCAGAGGGUUAACGAGGAUGAGGCCUGCAAGUUCUUCAGACAGAUCAUAUGUGGUGUGGAGAAGAUCCAUGAACUUGGGGUUGUCCAUCGGGACCUUAAGCCCGAGAAUUUGCUGUUGGACGAGGAGAAGAACAUCAAAAUAGUUGACUUUGGUUUAUCCAAUACGUUUGAUAGCGGUCAGUUGCUGAAGACCGCAUGUGGAUCGCCCUGCUAUGCAGCGCCAGAAAUGAUCGCAGGGAAAAACUACAUACCACACCUUUGUGACAUCUGGAGUUGUGGUGUGAUACUGUUCGCGUUGGUCUGUGGGUACUUACCCUUCGAGGAUCAGAAUACUGCCCAACUCUAUAAGAAGAUCAUGUCUGGCCACUAUCAGACCCCUGGUUAUAUCACAUCUAAUGUUAAGAGUUUAAUAAGGGGGCUGCUCGUGACGAAUCCAGACAAGAGGAUGACCGUGAGUGAUAUCAGGAGGCAUCCAUGGUUUCUCGGUGAAGCUGUUCGCACUUCCCUUUCGAGGGAGCUCAACUUUGGUGCUGGCAGCAGCAAGGGUUGUGAGGUCUCUAGCUGCGACCGGUGUAAAACGUGGGCCUUUGGUGGGGCCGACCCCACGGACCCGACCUCUGAGUUUGGGGUUGACGAGGACGUGCUGAAUGAGGUGGUCAAGAUUGGGGACUUCUCUAAGGAGUAUGCUGUCAAGUGCUUGAAGAUUAAUAAGCACAAUCACGUCACCACAUCGUACUACUUGCUGCUCGAAAAGAAGGCGAGGCAUGCUAUGGAGCUGAGGAAAGCUGGACUUCCUGCCCCUGCAGACACUCGAUCAACCUCGACUAUCUUGCCCGGGGAGAAGGGAAGCGAUAGGAAGAAGACUGAUGCUGAGUUGUUUGAGAAGUUCGAGAGGAUAACGGAGAAGCGAGCAGGGAAGGGCGAUGUGGAAGUCUCGAGUGAUAGGAAAAGUCCACGGAUUCGCUCUCAAGAAGGGGAGAGGGAAUCACCACUCCCGAUGGCAAACGCUGGAGAGGUCCAUCCUAAGGCUGAUGCACCGUCAGAAGCACCAUCGUCGGCGCCUCGAACUGAUCUGGACGUCGAUGCGCUCAGCAGCUGUACCUCCCCUGGCCAGCAUAAGCCUCGCUAUUACAAUACUCAGCGGCAAGGGGCCUCGGGAAGAACGCGGAGGAAGGUGCCGGCGAUCCCGUUGGGCCGAGUGAAUGUGAACGAUGGUUUUGGCAACUCGCCGGCUUCUGUACGAGGGCAUAUCCCUAGAGGAGCUCCUCCACCACAAGUUGCUCGACUGCCACUGCGGAACAAUGCGAUAACACCGAGAUCGUAUGAUACUGAGAGCCCUCAACGUUACAUGUAUGCCCAGACAGUGAUACCCCCGCUCUCGGCGAGGUCACGGGCUCGGAAGCCGACUUAUGAUGUGCCCACUGCAGUUCAGUCAGCUAGGGUCUCGAAGGCCCCACCAUACUGCCCGCCCUCGGUAGUCGACAGGCUGUACCAGAGGGCAGCAGUUGCGCCUUCUAGUGGAGGAGUCGGGAAGGCCGGCGUGAAUGUCGUUCGGGCCGCUGCUGAUGCUGUGGGUCUUGGCCCCUCGGUCACCCAUAGGACAGCUACUCCUGGUUUUAACAGCGCUAGGAGUCCAGUGGUAGCUCAGAAGCCUCAGCAGCAGGCCAACGGUCCAUUGGGAGCAGGUCCCGAAGGCCCCUGCUACGGCUCGGCCCACGUACCACACGCGCCCGCCGAACAGUGGGGGGAUGCGCUCAAAGAGCCACCUAUUAUUACAGUCACUACGACUAAGGACCCUCGGUUUGAUUUGGAGAUCACUCAGCUCGACGAGGUCCAGCCGGUGUACAUCGUGAGGUUCAGAAAGACCGUUGGUGAUCAUAAUCAAUUUCGUGAGGUCACCAGACGGCUGAUUCAAAUGCUCAAGUUGUGA
This is a messenger RNA of Perkinsus marinus ATCC 50983, 2334 nucleotides long. Its product is annotated as 5-amp-activated protein kinase, putative. Gene Ontology annotation, cellular component: cytoplasm. The transcript is spliced from 26 exons. The record is from RefSeq and is a predicted model, not a curated record. The coding region runs from base 1 to 2334 and encodes 777 amino acids. Gene Ontology annotation, biological process: intracellular signal transduction; protein phosphorylation. Gene Ontology annotation, molecular function: protein serine/threonine kinase activity; ATP binding. NCBI's taxonomy places the organism in Eukaryota, Perkinsozoa, Perkinsida, Perkinsidae.